This is a messenger RNA of Oryzias latipes (Japanese medaka), 6588 nucleotides long. Lineage: Eukaryota; Metazoa; Chordata; Actinopteri; Beloniformes; Adrianichthyidae. The record is from RefSeq and is a predicted model, not a curated record.
UGUACUGAGGCUGGAGUAGCCACCAUUUUGCAUGUCUAGUGUGUUCCUCCCUCCAUCGCUAAUAGAGACGAGUCCAGUCCUUUUCUGGCGUCAUUACGGCUAAACAUGCCAGCUCCGAUCAGACUGCGGGAGCUGAUCCGAACCAUCCGGACAGCACGGACCCAGGCAGAGGAGCGCGAGAUGAUCCAGAAGGAGUGUGCUGCUAUUCGCUCUUCUUUUAGAGAGGAAGACAAUACGUAUCGUUGCAGAAAUGUGGCAAAGCUGCUGUAUAUGCAUAUGUUGGGCUACCCAGCACACUUUGGACAGCUGGAGUGUCUGAAGUUAAUUGCGUCUCAGAAGUUCACAGACAAACGAAUAGGCUAUUUGGGAGCUAUGCUGCUGUUAGAUGAAAGACAAGAUGUUCAUUUACUAAUGACAAACUGCAUUAAGAAUGAUUUAAAUCACAGCACACAAUAUGUUCAGGGCCUGGCUUUGUGCACUUUAGGGUGUAUGGGUUCAUCGGAAAUGUGUCGUGACCUUGCAGGGGAAGUAGAAAAGCUCCUCAAAACAUCCAACUCAUAUUUGAGGAAAAAAGCAGCAUUGUGUGCAGUUCAUGUGAUCAGGAAGGUUCCAGAACUCAUGGAAAUGUUCCUUCCAGCUACAAAAAACUUGCUGAGUGAAAAGAACCACGGUGUUCUCCACACGUCAGUCGUUCUCCUCACUGAGAUGUGUGAAAGAAGUCCUGACAUGCUGGCCCAUUUCAGAAAGAAUGAGAAGCUGGUUCCACAGUUGGUGAGAAUCCUGAAGAACCUAAUAAUGUCUGGAUACUCUCCAGAGCAUGACGUGUCAGGCAUAAGUGACCCCUUCCUGCAGGUGCGGAUAUUGAGACUACUGCGAAUUUUAGGCAAAGGUGACGACGACUCAAGUGAAGCGAUGAAUGACAUUCUUGCACAGGUGGCAACAAACACAGAGACAAGUAAAAAUGUAGGCAAUGCAAUCCUCUAUGAGACUGUCCUGACUAUAAUGGAUAUCAAAUCAGAAAGUGGGCUGAGGGUUUUGGCCAUUAACAUUCUAGGACGCUUCCUUCUUAACAAUGACAAGAACAUAAGAUAUGUUGCGUUAACAUCUCUACUAAAGACUGUACAAACAGACCACAAUGCAGUGCAGAGGCAUCGGAGCACCAUUGUGGAUUGUUUGAAAGACCUGGAUGUGUCCAUCAAGAGACGUGCAAUGGAACUGAGCUUUGCCCUUGUGAAUGGAAACAAUAUCAGAGGCAUGAUGAAAGAGCUGCUCUAUUUCCUGGAUUCCUGUGACCCUGAAUUCAAAGCAGACUGUGCAUCAGGAGUUUUCCUCGCUGCUGAGAAAUAUGCUCCUUCAAAGAGAUGGCACAUAGACACCAUCAUGAGAGUGCUGACAACAGCCGGAAGCUAUGUCCGCGACGACUCCGUGCCCAACCUCAUCCAGCUUAUCACCAACAGUGUUGAAAUGCAUGCUUACACUGUGCAGAGACUGUACAAAGCCCUGCUGGAUGACAUCUCGCAGCAACCUCUUGUGCAGGUAGCAUCGUGGUGCAUAGGAGAGUAUGGGGACCUGCUCAUUUCAGGGCAGUGCGAGGAAGAGGAGCCCAUACAGGUGACUGAGGAUGAAGUUCUUGAUGUGUUGGAAGGUCUUCUCGUUUCCAACUUGUCCUCACCUGUGACCCGAGGUUAUUCCCUCACAGCUAUAAUGAAGCUUUCCACUCGCUUCAGCAGUGUAAAUCGAAUCAAGAAAGUAGUUUCGAUAUACGGCAGUAGUAUCGACGUUGAACUUCAGCAGAGAGCUGUGGAGUACAAUGCACUUUUUAAGAAAUACGACCACAUGAGGCCAGCUCUUCUUGAGCGGAUGCCCAUCAUGGAGAAGACUGCUUCCAACGGCCCCACAGAAAUUGUACAGACAAAUGGGGAGGCGGAGCCUUCUGUUGUGGAACCAAAACAUCUACCGCCUGUCGGCCAACCAGCCAGUCAGGGUAAUGAUUUGUUAGACUUGCUGGGUGGUAACGAUGUGCCAGUAAUCCCAACCACCAUGCCCACCAAGCCUGCUUCAGCUGGAGGAGAACUUCUUGAUCUUCUGGGUGAUCUAUCAUUAGGUGGUCCAGCUCCUGCUCCCCCAGCUCCUGCUUCCCAGCCCCCUUUCCUUUUGGAUGGGCUCUCUUCACAACCCUUGUUCAAUGACAUUGCAGCUGCAGGUAUCCCUCCAAUGACGGCAUACAACAAAAAUGGCCUGAAAAUAGAUUUUACAUUUGAAAGAGCAAAUCCCAACCCAAAUGUUGCAGUCAUCACCAUCCAUGCAUCCAACUCAACCGAGGCAGAUAUGACUGACUUUGUUUUUCAGGCUGCAGUACCAAAGACAUUCCAGCUGCAGCUCCUCUCACCCAGUAGUAAUGUUGUCCCAGCGCUCAACCAGGGAACAGUCACACAGGUCAUCAGAGUUCUCAACCAACAGAAGCAACAGCUCCGAAUGAGGAUCAAGCUGACGUACAUCCACAAAGGCUCGGCUGUGCAGGACCUGGCAGAGGUUAACAACUUCCCUCCCCAGUCAUGGCAAUGAUGACCCGCCUCUGUUGCUUCUUUCAAACCCCUCCAAGGGAACUCUGAAAAUGAUUUUUCUCUCACCUCCCAAUUUUCUUCCAACGGAUCCCCCUGUGAUGUCACUGCAGACCACAGCCCCGGAGUUGCAUGGGAAGCAGCAGCGCAAUGAAUGCAGGAGAAAAAUACAGAUGUUACAAUGACCUUAUUGUCACUAAAGGAGUAAUUGGGGAAAAAGCAUAUCGAUUAAUGAACUUUCACUUUGUCCUUUCAUGUAGAUUUCCAUAUUCUCCUCUCUUAGUAAGCUUUACUAUUUUUCGCACAUCCUCUGCUACACCAUCACCACCUGCAGAAGCACACGACCACCGUUCAGUGUGGCGCAUUUGACCUCGAGUAACUGCUGAGAGGGAAGUGCUGCCCAAUACAAGCAGUGCAGUUUCUAGAGGUUUUCUGUUGCAGUGCUGUGGAGGCUCUUUGCUCCCUUGACAUUUAUGAUUGGCCCUAUAUUCAGAUUUUUGCAGAAACUCGGAUGGCAGCAGGAAAAGCUCUGACAGAUCUUUAAGUCACAAACAUGUUUCUCCUCUUCCUUCAUGUAACUUUGUAGGAGUUGUGUUCAUUUUGAUUGCAUUUACCUGCUUAAAGCCUGUUGGAGCAGUACUAUCUUAUGAACUGUCACUGGCUCUGCUUGUAGCUGUCCUCAUUCCAUUUUUCUGUAGGAAGCUGCCUGCAUUGGUUUUGUUACAACUGUUCAAAAAAAGCAGGAAUUGAUUACAAAAAUGCUCACUUUGAUCAUCUGUGGCUACUUCAAAAGAUUCAAAUUUUCAUUUUUCAUUUGUAGGAACAGUUUUAGAGGUGUAAAAUAAAUCCAAGAGUAAAUUAAUCGUUUAGGAUGUUCAUUUACAAGGAUUAAAAGUAUCUGCUCAAACACAUUGAUUGCAUUUAUUAGAGAUCUGAGUUCUAUCUUUUCCUGCAUUUGUGUCAUUCGUCUAGUUGAUAGUUUACUUAGAAGCCAGAAAUUUUAUUUAACCUGAGUAAACUUGGUCACCAUACACCUUUGACAUGUAAACUAAGGUUAUGAAUGUAGUUACAUGCACUGAAACCGUAUCAUCUUUUACCGCUUAUUUCUACUUUCCAUGUCUUCUUUGAUGGGUCUCUCAUCUUAUCAGCACUAUUUUUGUGAAAAUGGUUUUUAUUUCUGCAGUAAUUGACUUAAUUUAUGCCUGGUAUCAAAGUGAUGUGCCUUUCUGACUUGGCAAGAUAAAAGCCUGGAACUUUUGUGUUCUGUUUGAGCUUUUUGUGUGAUGAACGUGUUCUCAGUCUGAGGGAAAGCGGGUUUCUUAGAUUUGAAUUGAUAUCAUGAUUUUUCUUUUUUUUGGGGAAUUUCUGUGUGUAUGACUUAAUUAAUCUACCACUAAUAUGUUGCAGAUGCAUAAAUUAUAGGUACACAAAUUUGAUUUUUUUUGUUUGCAGUGUGGCAGAUAGUUCUGUUUAAAAAAAAAGUUAGAAGAUGAUGGCAAACCCUAAAAUCAAAGCAAUUUUUAAAAGAUGUUUGCAAACUAAUGGAUGCAACUCAGAAACGUAAGGUUUACGCGUUUUUUUUCAAAAGAGAAAUAUUUAAAAAUCUUCUUCUCUUUUCACCAAGUGAUAAAUAAAGAAUUUGUGAAAGAGCAAACAGAUCCCCUGAAGACGUACUGAAAUGGAUUUUGCGUCGGCUGUGUGACGAUUUGAGCAUAAUUUCACAACUCUCAUCUCCUCCAAAUCAGAAUUGUGAACCUGCUGUCUGGAACGAAGACCCCGAUACCUCACAUUGUUUUUUUUCUAUCUAGAUUGACAACUCUGUUAUUGACUUGCAAUCAAAUGGAGGCUGUGCAUGACAGCAACAGCAUCUUCUUUGCUUCUCCUCUCACGGCCUUGCAAUGCCGCGCAGAGACCCUCAAAUGUUCAAUCAGGCUGUUUGAUUACUUUUACUAUCGUCUAACUUAAGUGACCAAAUCGGAAAGAUUAUUAGCCUUGGAAAUAUUUUUGAGCAAUGUGUAUAUGGAGAAAAUAAUUUCAUUUAAACUUUUUUGUUUGUUGUUGAUAAAUGCUAUAUUGGCUUUUUUUUUUUCUUUCUCUGUACAUAUUGAGGGCUUUUACAAUUUUUGUCUAUUGUACUAUCUUUCAUCCUUUUUUAGAUACCAUUUUCUAAAAAAAACAAUAAUUAUUCACAAUGUAUAUUGUCUAAAUAGAUUUAGUCGGCAUCAGUCUAUUCCCUGUAUCAUCACUCAUUGUAAGAGAUAUACGAUCUGCUGCCUGUACAUUGUAUAUAGUUGUAAAACAAACAACUGCUGAUCAGAUUAAAUAAAAACCACAUUAAAGAUUAGUUAGAAAGUAUAACUGUAUGCAUAUAUUUAAAAAAAACAAUCUUAGAAGGAUGCAAAUGAGCCGCAUUUUAUUUACUGUUUGUCAUCCUUGCUUACAAAGAUCGACAAAGCAGGUGUGGAGUUGAGGUUGUGUGUCUGAUGACUCGUACCACUGAGAAGCUCAUUGGCAGAACCGUCACUGCUUCAUUAGCUUCCCAGUACUCAAACGCCUCAUAUGUCCUUCAAGAAGAGAGGCUCUCUUGCCAAUAUGCAUCUCCAUCUGGCCUUGUGUGUAUUCUUGACAUUUUCUUCAACCUGCAAAUGUUUCGAGAGGGGCUGUCUCAUUUUUGUCCCGGUCUGCGAGUUUGCUACCUGUUAUUGGUAACGUUUGUGUCUGCUGCAUAUCACCUUCUGAACAAGCAAGGACACUACAAAACCAAAAGUUUUUUUUUUUUUUAACCUCACUGCUAUGUCUUCUGCUUCCUGUUGUCAGAAAGUAUUUUCAUAGGAAUUUUCUUUGUUUUGCUGCUUUCUUUCUUUUAGAUUUUAACAACAGAAAACAAUAGUUUGCAUGCCACAACUUUAACUACUAAUUUUUUCAGAAUCAAACAUGAAUAGUGAUGUGAAAUUAUUAUUGAAGUGAUCCCUAUUUGCAGUGUAAUCGAACAUAAUUCUGAAUCACAACAGAGUUGAAACAUUCUUUCAGUUUUUUUUUUAAAUACUUUUAUUUUACCAAAAUAAACAAGGAAAAAUGUGUGCUUCAUGCUCAUAACCACAAGGAGGGGCUGUGCAAAUGGAUGAGUGGUUGGAUGAGAAAGAAAGGAAGGUUUCAAGCAUUCUUGAAUGUUUUUUGUGUGGUUUGUAUCGUCUCAAUCACAAUAUAUGUACCCAGUUGAUUACAUACGUUUCUUUCCUGAUGCUGUUUAAACUGUACAAAUGGAAAUGAGCCCAGCAGAAGUGCUUUGGACACUAACAGGAGGAGGAGGAAGAGAUGGAAACGAAGGCCCAUCAGCCUCCAAGGUGUAAACUUGUCUUUUACGGAUCUUUUUUUUUUUUGGCUGCAGUUCCAAAAUUCAGCUCAGCAUGUGGAAAAAAACUGUAAAUAACAUCUUUCUACUUUUGACCUCAACUUUUCUUUUUUUGGAAAUGCAAGUUAUAACUACAGUCACAGCCCUUUCAUAUGUUUAUACUAACCUGUACGAUUAGAAGUUGAUCCAAAAGUCCUCAUCACUGUUGAUGCUUUGAGAGGGCCGUGAAGGCGUACAUCCCACGUUUGGAUUACCGUCCUCGGGACAUUUGCUUCUUUUGUUUGGAUGAAGCCAUUGUGUAAAGGGCUUGGAAGAGCAUCUGUCUCCCUGUUUGUUAAGAAAUAAUUUAAUCCACUGUGUUUUGAAAACCUGAUCGGUGUCCCGCCCCCUCCAACACUUAUCCUGGCUGAAAAGAAAAAGAUAUCCAAAUUAUUUUUGGGGUUGGCAAAGGCAUGAGGUUCACUUUUUUUCUUGUCACCUUUGACAAACCAGUUUUUCGGUUCCAUGGCUUCAAGGAGUGAAUGAAUGUCGGACUGAAAGUAUGAACUUAUUAAAGAUGAGAAGCUGUAAAAUAUUAAAUGGGAUAUUUUCAAUUUAUGCUGUGUAUUCUUGUCUUUGGGUUGGAGAAAAUGAUCAAGCAAAUAAAAAGUCAAAUAAAAGUGGAGUUCAAUGAUA